AUGGAGGAAACUGAAGAUGUUGAACAGAAAGACGAGAAUGACGGGAAUGAAAACAUUCAGCAUCUGGAGCUCCAGGAACUAAUCAAUCUUCAAUAUAAUCCACAUGCAGCAGUUGUCUCGCUACCAAGGAUCAUAUGGGCGCGUAUAUGCUGGGACUUUGGGCUGUUUGACCUUCUACGCAUUGGAAACUUAUCAUAUGAUGCCCGAGACUUUGUGCUCAAUCUGAAAAAAGAAUUCUUGCUGAUCAAAGUGUCUCGUUCUGGGGUGCCGACGGUUGGCUAUGCGUUGGAUGAUCGCGUUGUGACGAUUGCCACCACUGAAGGAACUUUGACGAAAUAUUACCAGCAUGAUAUGACACCGGGAAGGGCUGUAGAAUUUCCGACCGGUGUAGCUCCGGAAGUAGCGCCAAUCCAGCAAUUUCCUAUUGAUCUGGAGAUGUUGCUCACAAAUGCAAAUAUACGAUAUGGCCAUUUCCUGUCUUUCGGUGACUUGAUCCCCAACCGUGUACAAAAUUGUCGGGUGAACUAUUUGUUUGAAGAAGAGGGCCCGUCUACCGAGCAUAUUCAGAGAAGGAUCGCAGCCUUCCAGCCAUCCAGCCUAGCCGUCUUUGAUAGCAGGACAGAGAUCCCGAACACAAUUGAUAUGGGAGACAUCCUAUCAAUCGAUGCGGUACAAGCUAUGAGCAGGCUCCGGACAUUUGUCCGCCCAUCCCAUAUACCAGCCCUAAAAAGAUGUGUUGCCGAGGAAUUGAUUGUUUCAGUGGAUUGGAGUGGAAGGAUUAGGGUUGUUCGUUCCUUUAUCCAGUUCGUCCUUGACCGCAUUGUGAGCUGGACCAAAGACGAGGCCGAAAUUGAAGUGCUUGAAAUCAAAUUUCCCGGGAUGGAGGACAGAGUGAUGCAGGCGGUUCGCAAAAUACUUGCUGAGGAACUGCAAAGACUCUCGAAAAACGAUCAGGAAUUUGUUGCUUAUCAGAGCCGAUAUAUUGACGAGGUUCACAUUAUUGAGAGAGAAUUCGAUGAAAAAUCGCUGUUCCUGGCAGUGCGCCGUGGAAAUCUGGAGGUGGCGCAAUUUGACCCUUGGAGAAACGAGACGCGCCCGGAUAAUAACAUUUUUAUCACCUACCAUCUUCAAAAGGAAAUUCAUGGCUUAAUGGAGGAAUAUAGGGACUGGAGAAAGGUCAAUCCUUUUGGCGAGCCUAAAAAUUCGGAAGAGAACUAUACCCCUUACGAAAAUCUUUGCGAUCGUAUGCAUGAAGCUUGUUGGAACUACAACGCAAUGCUUCGUGAGACUUAUAACAGUACACCAGCUGAAUUAUACAAGGAUAAGUUUAUGAUAACCCCGGAGGCGGCCAUCGACCCUAAAUACGCUGAGUACAUACAAGACUAUAAUCCCGACGUGGUCUUCAGCAAGGCCGUCGACAAAUACGCCCGCGACUACAAUGAAAUGGGGCAAAAGUUCCCGGACCCCGAACUCUAUUUGGCCACUGAAUAUUCUGCAAGU
Messenger RNA from Mesorhabditis spiculigera, 1500 nucleotides. NCBI's taxonomy places the organism in Eukaryota, Metazoa, Nematoda, Chromadorea, Rhabditida, Rhabditidae. The record is from the annotation of a GenBank genome assembly.